Molecule: messenger RNA, 1485 nt
Organism: Aspergillus sclerotioniger CBS 115572
Lineage: Eukaryota; Fungi; Ascomycota; Eurotiomycetes; Eurotiales; Aspergillaceae
Product: FAD-binding oxidoreductase
Exons: 3
Coding region: 1-1485 (494 amino acids)
Molecular function (GO): FAD binding
Source: RefSeq, a predicted model, not a curated record
AUGUCGCUCAAUGCUACCGGCCCAAGCAACUUGAGCGGUGCUUGUUGUCUUGCGCUGUGGUCCCUGCUUGGGGCUGCCAAAGUCGCCUUUCCGGGCUCCCAGCUGUACAACUUGUCUCGCUCCUCGUACUUUUCUCAGCAAGAGGCCGAGGUCCAGCCCCUCUGCGUGGUCGCUCCCUCCACCGUGGACGAUGUCUCUACCGCCCUGAAAUCGAUCACAUCCAUCGCGGCAUCGCUCCCCGACGAGGAAAGGUCAACCUGUGACUUUGCCAUUCGCUCCGGGGGCCAUGCCCCCAUCGCUGGAGCGGCCAACAUCGAAAGAGGAGUUACCUUCGACCUGCGGGAUCUCAAUGCCAUCGAACUGAGCAGCGAUCGAACCAUUGCCUCGGUCGGCGUCGGAGCUACUUGGGGCAAGGUGUAUGCCAUUCUGGAUCCGCUGAAUCGGUCUGUCGCCGGCGGUCGCGCCGCGCAGGUCGGCGUCGGGGGCUUGACCACCGGCGGAGGUAUCUCGUACUUUUCUCCCCGCUACGGAUGGACCUGUGAUACCGUCCAAAACUUCGAGGUAGUGCUGGCAAACGGGACAGUCGUCAAUGCGAACGCAGACGAGAACCCAGACCUGUUGGUUGCGCUGCGCGGAGGCUCCAACAACCUGGGGGUGGUCACCCGAGUGGAUCUGACGGCCUUCGAGCAGGGUCCUCUCUGGGGGGGAGCUGUCUCCUACUCAGUCGACACCAUCGAUCAACAGCUGAAAGCCACCGCCGAGUUCAGCAUCGCCGAGACCUACGAUGAGUAUUCCUCGUUGAUUGCAAUAUAUACUUUUUCGAGCGCCCACGCCGCCACCAUCAUCAACAGCAUCAAAUACACCAAGCCAGAGGAGAACCCUCCGGCCUUUCAGCCCUUCACUGAGAUCCCUUCACUCCAGAACACAUUGCGCAUUGCCUCUUUAUCGGACAUUUCAGCCGAGGAAGGGUCAUCAUCACCCAAUGGAAAACGACAAUUGGCAACGGUCACGACAUUUGAGUCCUCCCUACCCAUGUUGAAUGCGACCUACCGGCACUGGAACACCAGCCUGGCAGCAAUACAAGGCGUACCGGGCAUCGUCUGGUCCUUUUACCUCGAGCCGCUGCCUCCGUCGAUCUACGCCCGGGCCGGCACAGAUAACUCAUUGGGUCUAUCUGACGCGUCCGGAUCCCUGAUGGUAGCUCUUCUCGGCGCAAUCUGGAACGAUGACGCUGAUGAUGAGCAAAUCGAAAAAGUCAGUCGUGAGCUGCUUACUGCCAUUGAGAACGAUUCCCGUGACAUGGACGCCUAUCACCCGUUUGUGUAUCUGAACUACGCGGCUCCAUGGCAGGAUCCGAUCGCUAGUUAUGGGGAGGCUAGUGUGGAGCGACUGAGUCGAGUGGCGCGGGAUGUAGAUCCAAGGGGGGUUUUUACCGCAAACGUGCCCGGGGGUUUCAAGAUCCCUGGGGAUCGUUCGGUGGAGUGA